Messenger RNA from Pyrus x bretschneideri (Chinese white pear), 1751 nucleotides. RefSeq names its product transcription termination factor MTERF15, mitochondrial-like. The record is from RefSeq and is a predicted model, not a curated record. Gene Ontology annotation, biological process: chloroplast organization; regulation of DNA-templated transcription. The transcript has 2 exons. Bases 316 to 1506 code for a protein of 396 amino acids. NCBI's taxonomy places the organism in Eukaryota, Viridiplantae, Streptophyta, Magnoliopsida, Rosales, Rosaceae. Gene Ontology annotation, molecular function: double-stranded DNA binding. Gene Ontology annotation, cellular component: chloroplast.
GGCAAAUCAAAAUUUGGUCCAAUGCGGUUCUCCCCUUUUCCCCUAAAAAUUAAAACCCUCGACCUUUUGAAGCAUGAAAUUUAAAUCUCUGCUUUGGGCUGUAAUUUCUUUGCCUUGAUUUGUAACUACGAAGAAUGAUUCAAGAGUUCCUUUUCUGCAGAAAUUUUCCUAUCGCCAUGGAUAGCAGUACUGAGGUGGAGAUUUGCCGUCUGCUGAAGUAAGAAAACUUAUCCAAGCUCAUGUCGUUUAUCUAUGUCCUUCGAAAUUCUAGGUUUUAAUUUCUCCAACUGAAAUUGUUCAUCGUCAACCUUCAACAUGAUGCAACUCUACAAUUUGAAGACCCUCCGAUUGGUUGGUUCAGUAUUUUCUUGUGCAUUUGCAUCCAAACCUAAAAGAUUUGUUCUUGCUGAUCCAAAACCCUCGAAACUUUGUCUUCCAAAUCAGUUGCUUUGCAGACCCUUCACCUCAGAAAUCUCAGAAACCCACCAGGAUUUCAAAGUCAAUUACCUCAUAAACACAUGUGGGUUGUCCCCAGAAGGUGCAAUUUCAGUAUCCAAAAGGGUGAAGCUGGAAUCUCCAAAAAAGGCAGAAUCUGUUUUGGCCCUUUUCAGAAACCAUGGACUAUCUCAAACGCAGAUAUCAAGGGUCGUUAGGUCACGUCCGCAGGUUCUUUCCGCCGAUCCGGAGAAAAUCCUUUUGCCAAAGCUUGAGUUUUUCAUUUCUCUCGGGGUUUCGAGGGUGGACCUUGCAAAAAUUCUGGCUUAUAAUCCACAUCUUCUGGCUAUCAGUUUGGCAAACAGGAUUAUACCCACUUAUGAUGUCCUUAGGAGUAUCCUUUCAGAGAAAAAUGUCGUUGCUCUUUUCAAGCGCUACUCGCAGAUUUUCCUGGAAACUCGAUUCAAGAAUGUGAUACCAAAUAUUGAGCUUUUGAGAGAAUCAGGUAUGACGCCACGAGGUAUCUCCUUAGUGCUCACAUAUUGCACUCCCGUUUUGAUGGUGCUUCCUGAACAACUUGGUCAACUUGUGGCUGAGAUUAAGGAAAUGGGAUUCAAUCUGGAAAAAACGACUUCAGUGAAUGCACUGUGUGCACUAUGUGGUAAGAAUAGGUUGGUAUGGAAUAGAUGUCGUGAAGCUUUUAAAAGGUGGGGUUGGUCUGAUGUCGAUGUUCUCUCUGCGUUCAAGAAGAAUCCGCAGUGUAUGAUGGUGUCUGAGCGGAAGCUAAUGCAAGCAAUGGAUCUUUUAGUGAACAAGAUGGGAUGGUCCUCAGAAAUGAUUGCCAAAUGCCCGGUGGUCCUCGGUUUGAGUUUGGAGAGGAGACUUAUCCCAAGGUGUUCGGUAGUUAAAGUUUUGUUGUUGAAAGGUUUGAUGAACGACAACUUGAAUUUGGGUUCGGUGCUGAAACCUACAGAUAAGCAGUUCUUGGAGAUGUUUGUGAAGAGAUAUCUUGGCGAAGUACCUCGAUUGUUGAGUGUGUACCAAGGAAAGGUGGACAUCCAGGAUGCAUGAUCUUGGUACGUUGAAUUUGUCCUUCAAAUGUCUUGCUUUUAUUAGGGUGCAAUGUUGUCUGUUUUGGGUGAGGAGUGGAGAAACUAAUUUUUGUCCAUUUUCCAAAUUAUAUGAUAGAAUGGCUGUCACUCCUUUAUCCCCUGCUCCGUUACUAAUAGGAACUCCUGACAAUGUGUAUGGCUGCUUUGUAAUCAUUUUCUCGUGUUAUUCUUAAUGGCGACGCGGUAUCUGCAAUGCUUUUAGAA